ACGGAGCUCCUCAUCGUCAUGACAGGAGAGACCGAGUGAGGAAACUUAAAGCAAAAUCCUGCUCGCUGCAUCGGAGGGACCAAAGAGGACGAGCCGGAGGUGAAGUCAGCCCCACAUUCAGGAUCAUUAAAUCAGCAAAGACGCCCGCAGGAGCAGAAAUGGGAUGAAAGGAGGUGAGAGGAAGUGAACUGAUGUCUGACUUUUCUCUGGAAUAAACUGGACAGCAAAGGCAGAUGUUCUAACAUCACAGCGUACCUGCAGCUCUGCAGCACCUGGAUGACUUUAACAAAAAAUGGCCGCCUUGUUGGCAGGUGGAUGCAGAUGUGAUCACCUCAUUCAACAUUAACCGAGUUAGACCAAACAAACAGCCACUGUGGGGCGGAAGCACACAGCACACAGAGCGAGCUCCACAGUGACAUUUUGUGCCCUGAAGCUGAAACACAGCAAAUGAAAUGAGGGUUUGUGUGUGAGAGGCAGCGAUGAGAGGCUCAGAGUGAAGCAUUCACACAUUCUCACUUCCAUAUGUAAAGGCCCAUGCAGGAUGAACGUGAAAAACAAGCUUCCACCAGCUGCUGUGUGCGUCUAUCAGCUGUCUAUCUGUGUGUAGAGCUCAUCAUGCCAAAAUGAGAUGAUCACAGCGCAUGAAGGAUGUGAACAGAAACAAAGGCUCUUUCAAAGUAAGAGACACACACGCUGGUGGCAUCAUGCUGCAUGUUGGUGGUCACACGGGUUCCCUGAGGGGCGUGGAGGCUCCGGUGGCCCCGGUGCCGUGGUGGGCUGCUGUGCUGCUGUUGGGGUGCCUCCAGUUGCACCAGCCGAGCACCGUCCACGCCACCGCUGGCUCGUCUAGGGCUCCUCCCGGGCGGGCGGGUGCAUCUGUACCUCGGACCAUCCUCAGCUGCACCGCCCUGGGUCUGAAAGCGAGUUCCGGAGAAAUGCCGGUCUCUGCCGUCACUCUUGACCUCAGCCACAACCGGAUCAUGCAGCUGGAGGAGGGAGCCUUCGAAGGACUUCCACUGGAGACUUUACGUUUAGCCCACAACCAGCUGACCGCCCCUAUCCCCCUGGGGGCAUUUAGAAACCUCCCGGGACUCUGCUCCGACCACCUGGACCUGUCGUCCAAUCACCUUCAUGUUUUGGAGCAGCAUUAUUUUCAGGAGCUGUCAGGACUGGAGGAGCUCCUGCUGUUUAAUAAUCGGAUAGUGCGGGUGGAGAGCAGAGCUCUGUCUGGACUGAGAAACCUCCGCAGGGCUUACCUUAGCCAUAACCGCCUCACUGACUUCCCCUUUUUCUCCAUCCAGAAACACAGCCACCCUCACCUGUCAAUGCUGGACUUGUCCUCAAACCGCCUGCCUAAACUGCCCCUGGAGGACAUAUCAAACCUACCCAUCUCCAUCCAGGAGGGACUCUACCUGCACAACAACUCGCUGGUGUGCGAGUGCUCCAUGUACAGGCUGUUCAGGUACUGGAAACAGCGAGGCUUUGAGUCAGUGACGUUCUUCUUACAGGAGCACAUCUGUCUGGUUUAUGGGAACCAGAGAGGCACCGUGCGCUUCCUCCAACACAGCCGCUACUUUGAUAAGUGCAACAUGACCGCCAUGAAUGAGCCACUGAGGCAGCAGGAGAGCAGCGUUUCCGUGAAGGCAGGGAAAUCUCUGCUGCUGCACUGUGCCACUUCCCUCUUUGGUCGCAGCAUCAACUUCCUCUGGGUGUCUCCAAACCUGGAGUCCGUGAUGCCACCAGGGAAUAACGGCUCAUUAAAGAUGUUCAACGGCAGCUUGGAGAUCGUGGCAGCACGCGAGCAGGAUUCAGGAAUCUACUGGUGUCUGGCUGUAGACCAGCAGCGGCAGCGGAACGAAACGUGGGAGGUCAACGUUACGGUGGUGCUGGACUCUGAUAAGCCCAGGAGCCGCUUCAACACGGGCUUCACCACCCUCCUGGGCUGUGUGGUGAGCCUGGUGCUGGUGCUUAUGUACCUCUAUCUGACGCCCCUGCCGUGUCCUCCCUGUCCAAAGGCCCCGCCCCCGGCCACGGCCACCCCGAGCGUGGGAAACGAGGCCGGGGCGGGCAGUGCCCAGUCCUCCAUCCUCACCCCCACGCCGCCGGCCACCACUGAGGGCCCGGGCCGCAAGAGAUUCUUCUUCGUCCGGGCCGCCCGUCCUCCCUCCUGCCUCGUUUCCACGCUGACACGUGACCAUGGAAAGGACAGGAAAGGCGCUCCGGAGCAGCGACGUGCAUGUACUCAGAGAUACACCGACGAGCGACUCAUCUGAGCGUCUUCAAGCCUGAAGAGAGCGCUUUUUCACAACAUCAUCACGACUGCACACGACAGAGUAACGGACCACAGAGACACCGACAGAGAAGAACCAACACUUCAAUCCUGCUUCUCAUGUUUAGGCUGAACUUCGUUCAUCGUCUUCUCCUCUUUUUUCACACUUCAUGUGUCAAACUUCCUGCUAACAGCGCCAACACUGCUGUCUGCAUGCUUUCAAAAACACACAAAGAUACAGCACGGCCUCAAAGCAGUGCAUGCUGGGAAGUGUAUGCUAAUGAGCUCACGGUGGGGUUAACAGGAGACCUCACAUGAACAGGUAAAAGCCGAGCGUGGGUCUCUCCGUGAUCAAACACACACCUGAUUUAUCACAACUGCAACGUAAUUAAAGUUUCUGCUUUAACUGCUGAUGAUGUGAGCAGCUGAGACGGUUUUAGCAGCGUUUCACCUGCACGCUUCACUUCCUGGAGAAAUC
This is a messenger RNA of Archocentrus centrarchus (flier cichlid), 2747 nucleotides long. It is a transcript of the gene amigo3, whose product is annotated as adhesion molecule with Ig-like domain 3. Gene Ontology annotation, cellular component: membrane. Lineage: Eukaryota; Metazoa; Chordata; Actinopteri; Cichliformes; Cichlidae. Gene Ontology annotation, biological process: brain development. The record is from RefSeq and is a predicted model, not a curated record. Gene Ontology annotation, molecular function: protein binding.